CCGGCACCACAAACUCACCACACAUACACACAUACACACACACACACACACAGAUCCAGUGGCUGCUCUGUAUCUCUCACACUCACCCACUCUCAUCAUUUUCCUCUCUCUCUCUCUCCCUCUCUGUCUUGCUCUCUCUGUCUCUCACUCCAUUCCUCUGGGCUCUGCAUCCUUCUUGCUUCUUCUCCUUCUCACAAGUCAGACUGUUUGUAAGUACGCGCUGAAUGUCUCCCCGUGCAUGCUUGGCUUUUCCACUGGUCUUUUUUCUAUGUGCGAGUGACUGCUUGCCUACUUCAGUGUGACUGAGUGGAGCAGUGAGGUGUAUCAAGUGUAUGUGGGUCUCUGUCUCACCCUCACACACUCGCCGCUCCUCCUGCAACUCUACUUGGGAUCUCUGGGUCCCUUUCCUCGGUGACAGGCUCCCCACACCAAGCAGUCACCAUUUCCGCCCCCGGGAGACCCACGCUGGCAGCACAGCCCCUUCCCCGACUCAGCAUCGGGAGGAAGACCCUGGUGGCGGCUGCUGUAGGGGUUAUGCUGGUCCUGGUGCUGGUGGUGCUCAUCCCCGUGCUCGUCAGCUCCGUGGGUACAGAUGCCAGCCACUAUGAGAUGCUGGGCACCUGUCGUAUGGUGUGCGACCCCUACCUGAACAAGGGCACUCCAGCCAGCAGCACCAGCUCCACAGGUCUUCAGGCGGAGGCAGAGGCGCUGAGCGACCACAGCAACGUGCUUCCUCCCUCCACCUUACUGCAGGGCCCACAGGGGAAGCCUGGCAGGCCAGGCAAGCCCGGACCACCCGGACCUCCAGGGGAACCGGGGCCACCAGGACCAGCUGGGCCUCCUGGUGACAGAGGGGAUCAAGGAAGGACUGGGAUUUUGGGUCUGGGGGGUAACGGAGCUAUCAGCACGGCCACCUACAGCACGGUGCCUCGGGUGGCCUUCUAUGCAGGGCUUAAAAACCCCCACGAAGGCUACGAGAUCCUCAAGUUUGACGACGUGGUCACCAACCUGGGCAACAACUACGAUGGCAUUUCGGGCAAGUUCAUCUGCAGCAUACCGGGUACAUAUUUCUUCAUCUACCAUGUGCUGAUGAGAGGAGGGGACGGCACCAGCAUGUGGGCAGACCUCUGCAAGAACGGCCAGGUUCGUGCCAGUGCCAUUGCCCAAGAUGCUGACCAGAACUACGACUAUGCCUCCAACAGCGUCAUCCUCCAUCUGGAUGCAGGCGAUGAGGUUUACAUCAAACUGGACGGAGGCAAAGCCCACGGCGGCAACAACAACAAGUACAGCACCUUCUCUGGCUUCAUCCUCUACGCAGACUGAGAACAGACAGACGCAGAGACAGUCAGACAGGAAAGAGACUCAGAGAAAGAGUUGUACGAUGGGGGGGAGGGUGUGUGUUAAAAGCCGGAAUGCUUUCUAGUUUUCCUAAUUCUCUCCAUCAUCACGGACACCUCUGCUUCGUAUCCAUCAGCCAAAACAUCCAGGCUCUGUAGCCGAGCCUGGAUGCGAAGCUCCUGAGGACACAUUGAGAGGGGCUAGGCGGGGUGGGGGGGGCGUGGGAGGAGUGGGAUGUUGGGCGGAGGUGAGUCGGUUUCUCUGCACUCCUCGCCACAAUGCCGACAUGUCAGACGCUCCUCACUUUCAGUGUCUCUCCUUUUCAGCCCUGCUCCAUUGCACAGAAAUAUCAACAAAAAUGAAAAACCCUGCAAAAGCGGAUGAUCUCACUCUUCUCUCCACAGUGUCAGCGGUCAGCUGUACUCUCAGUGGACUGGAUUGACUGAAACUUGUAGUGUUGUUCCGUGCAAUUUUCCUUAGAUUGUGUUUUUAUUUUGUAGACAUGCAUAAUAUUCUACACAAAUGAGAUUUUAAAAAAAAGAGAAUAUAUUUGUCCCUUGUGAAGAUAUCCUGUUUGACUGACAGAUGUUUAUUGUGAUGCAGCUCAGAGAUCUAACAGCUGGGAAAGAAAUCUUUAAAUCAAGACUAAGUAUUUCAUGGCAGUGGGUGUUUUCCUUCAUCGCUGGGUACAGCAAGGUAACUAUAUAUUGUUCAUGUGGAGAAUAACAAUACAUUCUGCACCUCCAAUGUAUCUGAAAAAGGAAACAUCUUAAAUAGACAAGACCCUUUCUGCAAGUCACCUUACACUCCUUCUCACAUUGUCACACAAUGUCCUGCGGCUCUUUGGAUUACAGUUCAAAUAAUCUUUUUCAAUGUUCUAGCUUAAUGUAGAUGCUCUACUCGGCACAACCAGCCAUGUGAUGAAGCAAAUCCUUACAUUCAGAGGUUGAAGAGCGUCGAUCCUCUCUUCUUCUCUGCUGUGCCACCCUCCAAGCUUUCUUUGCGCUGUUAAAAAAAAAAGAAAAAAAGAAAAAGUGGCUUUUUAAACAAAGGUUGAGGGAGAGAAAGUCACAAACACAGCGAGGGAAGGAGUCAGGAUGGAGGAAGAUGGGGAGGUAGGGGAGGCGUUCAAGCACAGUAACAGUGAGUGGGCAAUUUCUUUUGUGUGUUUCGGUGUCUCUGAGCUUCACUGGAUGUCAUCCAUUCAUUAGCUGCAUAUUCAAUGACACACAGACAUUAUGGUAAUAUUUACUCAACAUGGCGGCCUGACAGCUUGCUUGAGAAUGAAACUGAUUGGGUGACUGACUUGGCCCUAUUAUGACUGCACGUCUGAGUGUGUGUGUGUCUGUGUGUGCGUGUAUGUAUCUGUGCAUACCAGUGAGUGUCUGCAUUUUAGCAUGUGCCGUGCCAUAACUACAUCGUUCCUUUUCAGAGUAAUUCUGUGCUACAGCCAAUGACAGAUAUUUUACUCAGCAGCCAAUGAGAUUGUGCUCUGUAGGGUGGAGCCUCUAUAGAUAUGAUGAGAGGAACAAACAGCUUGUAAUUGAAAUCUAUGACUUGUUUGUCUAUCUUAUCUUUUGGAAUUGUUGAAUACAUUUAAAUAAUAAAUGGGAUUUUUUUGAGUGA
Molecule: messenger RNA, 2964 nt
Organism: Amphiprion ocellaris (clown anemonefish)
Lineage: Eukaryota; Metazoa; Chordata; Actinopteri; Pomacentridae
Gene: c1ql1l2
Product: C1q-related factor
Exons: 2
Coding region: 535-1323 (262 amino acids)
Molecular function (GO): protein binding
Source: RefSeq, a predicted model, not a curated record